This is a messenger RNA of Fusarium tjaetaba, 1350 nucleotides long. RefSeq names its product monocarboxylate transporter. Gene Ontology annotation, molecular function: transmembrane transporter activity. The transcript has a single exon. NCBI's taxonomy places the organism in Eukaryota, Fungi, Ascomycota, Sordariomycetes, Hypocreales, Nectriaceae. Bases 1 to 1350 code for a protein of 449 amino acids. The record is from RefSeq and is a predicted model, not a curated record. Gene Ontology annotation, biological process: transmembrane transport.
AUGAACGCCAAAGAUACCUCAACACACCCGGAUUUGGAGACGCAAGAGAUCUCGCCGACUUCCGAAAAAGCCCCAGAUGGAGGAUAUGGUUGGAUCGUCACAACCUCAGUGGCUAUCAUCAACGGCCACUCAUGGGGUAUUAACGCAGCAUAUUCUGUCUUCCUAGCCCACUUCGUCAAAGAGAAUACAUUCCCUGGCACAACGCCACUUAUAUAUGCCAUGGCUGGAUCCCUCAGCGUAGGCGUCAUGAUGCUGAUAUCCCCAUUCGCGACAUUCAUGGCUAGAGAACUUGGCACAAGGCCGACGAUGCUUAUUGGGGCUAUAGUACAGUCUGUCAGUCUUGUUUGUGCAAGCUUGUCAACUGAAAUAUGGCAAUUGUUUCUCUCUCAGGGAGCACUCUUUGGAAUUGGAAUGGGAUUGCUGUUUUUACCGUCUUAUGGAAUUAUAUCGCAGUGGUUCACGAGACGAAGAGCCUUGGCUAACGGCAUUGCCAUCGCUGGAGCUGGUCUUGGAGGGUUGACAUACUCACUCGCUACUGGGGCCAUUAUUCGCAACAUGGGCUUGGAAUGGGCUAAUCGGAUUCUGGCAAUCGUAUCAGCGGUGGCGAGCAUCACCUGUACACUUCUUAUACGAACUCGAUACAACUCCCAAGCAACGAGACUCGCUUUCGACAUGACACUUCUACACAGACCGGAGUAUCUUCUUGUCUUGAGCUACGGCGCCUUCAGCAUGCUCGGUUACUUCGUCCUCAUUUUCACACUCGCCAACUACGCGAAUGUUAUUGGACUCUCGUCGUCACAAGCAUCGAUGAUACCAGCAUUCUUCAUGUUCGGCCAAGCCAUUGGCCGUCCUUGUAUCGGCUGGCUUAGCGAUCGGUAUGGCAGAAUUAACCUCACCUUUAUAAUGUCAUUCAUCACCGGAAUCUUGACCUUUGCGAUAUGGAUCAAUGCAAAGUCAUUUGGCGUGCUCCUGGCAUUUGCACUGGUUGGAGGUUUGUCAGCUGGUGUCUUUUGGGUCAACAUAUCACCCGUCAUUGCCGAGGUUAUGGGUCUCGAGAACCUAGUCUCGGCGUUGAGUUGUCUUUGGGUCGCUAUGGCUGCUCCGUCGACGUUUAGUGCUCCUAUUGCUCUGGAGAUCUAUACAGGAACAGGGAGCUACUUGGGCGCGCAGCUGUUUACUGGAUUUAUGUACAUUGCUGCAUCCUUUUGCGUACUUGGAGUAAGACGGUGGAAGAUCCGAAGUUUGGGUGCUGAGCGAGCAAGGUAUACUACCUCAACACCCAGGGAAGAUGGGCAAGAUCUGAAACCGAUGAGUUUAGAUUUAGAGUGUCUCAAGUUCGAUAUCGUAUAA